AGCAUCAGAUCUUUUGGUACGUUUCUUUUUGUCCUCUCCUUAAAUCCGCCGAACUAUACUACAACGUGAAACUUAUACUUGCGCUUUUAAUUCUAUUUUCUCCCACCCACCCACAAUCAUAUCUCCUCCACUCCACAUUCAUAUCAUAGUCGUCUUUGAUGAUGAAUCAAGAAAAAGAAUCCGGCGGCAUCCGAAGAAGAGGAUGUUCAUACCAGAAAGGUGACUUUCUGCCGGAAGAAUCCUUCAAAUCAUGGCAGAACUACACGGCCGCCUUGAAGCAGACUCCGCACCGGUUGAUCGACCGGAUCCUGACGCGGUCCAGGGACCAGGCGGAGCUUGAUUCCAAGGCCAGAAGCCAGACGGAUAUGAAGAAAACUUUGACAUGGUGGGAUCUUAUUUGGUUCGGUAUGGGUGCGGUCAUAGGAGCCGGGAUUUUUGUGCUUACCGGCCUCGAAGCUAAUAAAGAAGCGGGUCCCGCAGUUGUGUUAUCCUAUGUUGUAUCCGGUGCAUCCGCUCUCAUGUCAGUCUUUUGCUACACCGAGUUCGCAGUAGAGAUUCCGGUUGCAGGUGGGUCGUUUGCUUAUUUGAGGGUGGAGUUAGGUGACUUCGUGGCGUUUAUCGCAGCCGGAAACAUCCUCCUAGAGUACGUCAUAGGCGGAGCCGCGGUGGCACGUUCAUGGACGUCCUACUUCGCCACUCUGUGCAACCACGAUCCCGAUGACUUCCGUAUCAUUGCUCAUGGGCUUGCCGAUGACUACAACCGUUUAGACCCAAUUGCGGUCGGCGUCAUAGCCAUCAUUUGUGUCAUAGCGGUCCUCAGCACCAAAGGCUCGUCGCGGCUCAAUUAUGUUGCGUCUUUUGUUCACAUUAUCGUGAUCUUAUUCAUCAUCGUAUGCGGUCUCAUCAAGGCCGACACAAAGAAUUAUGACGACUUUUUUCAUUACAAGGCUCGAGGCGUAUUCAAGGCCUCUGCGGUGCUCUUUUUUGCAUAUGUUGGGUUUGAUGCGGUUUCAACAAUGGCCGAGGAGACCAAGAAUCCGGCUAAGGACAUCCCGAUCGGGCUCGUGGGUUCCAUGGUCAUUACCACCACUUUAUAUUGUGCUUUAGCUGUAACACUUUGCUUGAUGCAACCAUAUUAUGACAUAGAUGUGAAUGCUCCGUUCUCUAAGGCGUUUGAGAAGGUCGGGUGGGAUUGGGCGAAAUACGUGGUAGCUGCCGGAGCUCUAAAAGGUAUGACCUCCGUCCUCCUUGUUGGAGCCGUUGGUCAAGCCAGAUACUUGACUCAUAUUGCUCGAACGCACAUGAUGCCACCAUGGUUUGCAAUCGUGGACGCCAAAACCGGGACACCCGUCAACGCAACCGUGGUCAUGCUCAUGGCCACAGCAGUGAUCGCGUUCUUCACCAAGCUCGAUAUCCUCUCAAACCUCCUCUCCAUCUCCACACUCUUCAUCUUCAUGCUCGUGGCAGUCGCCCUCCUCGUCCGUCGCUACUACGUCUCGGGAGUCACCACUGCCGCCAACCGCAACAAACUCGUUGCUUGCUUAGUAACCAUAAUGGUUUCCUCAUGCUUCACGGCCGGGUAUUGGGGUCUCUCCAAGCAUGGUUGGAUCGGGUACUGCAUCACUGUCCCAAUUUGGCUAGGCGCGACGGUUUGUCUAUGGGCUUUUGUGCCACACGCACGGGAACCGAAGAUGUGGGGGGUCCCGUUGGUUCCGUGGUUGCCAUCAACAUCGAUUGCGAUCAACAUAUUUCUUCUCGGGUCGAUUGAUAGCGCCUCGUUUUUAAGAUUUGCAGGAUGGACAGGUUUGUUGCUGGUGUAUUACUUCUUGUUUGGACUACAUGCAGCAUAUGACACGGCUAAGGAGGAUGAGAAGCAAUGGAGCAAGGUCGAACAAGGGAAGAAUGGGUAUGAGAAUAAACAUAUUGAUAAUGGGUCAUAAACUUAUUUCUAUUUUCCACUUUAUGAAAAUGUGUGAUGUUUAUAUUAAAACUUUCCAAGUGUUGGUUUUUAGUUAAAACGAUGUCGUGUUGAAAGGAAAAAAAAUGAAUUGUGUGAAGCGGGUUCUUGUUAAAAACAGAUUGUAUGUACUCUAUACGAUGAUGUCAUUUGGAAAACGAAGAUUAUGUUUGGGUUUUGAUAUGUAUUUGAAAUAUACAGAACAUGUUUUUUUUUUU
Helianthus annuus (common sunflower) is the source of this 2175-nucleotide messenger RNA. RefSeq names its product cationic amino acid transporter 1. The record is from RefSeq and is a predicted model, not a curated record. Gene Ontology annotation, biological process: transmembrane transport; amino acid transport. Gene Ontology annotation, cellular component: plasma membrane. Lineage: Eukaryota; Viridiplantae; Streptophyta; Magnoliopsida; Asterales; Asteraceae. Gene Ontology annotation, molecular function: L-glutamate transmembrane transporter activity; L-lysine transmembrane transporter activity. Bases 159 to 1940 code for a protein of 593 amino acids. The transcript is spliced from 3 exons.